GCGCUCCGCCCGCGCCCUCCGGGGGUCGGGGGGGCGCACGGCUCCCGGGCCCGGCGGCGGCGGCGGCGGCGCGGCGGCGCCGAGGGGCAGCGGGUGGCAGGAGGCCGGGGGACGCCCAAGGGGCCCCGGGCGGCGGCGCUCAGGGCCCGAGCGGCCAGCGGCGGCCCCGGGGCUGGGGGGAGUCCAGCCCGGAUAUUGAGUGCAGCCAUUGAGAAAAGCCAAACUCUUGUGUGUGUGCGUCUCGAAUAGCCCCCAAGAUGGCCGCCAAUGUGGGAUCGAUGUUUCAAUAUUGGAAGCGAUUUGAUCUACGGCGACUCCAGAAGGAGCUUAAUUCCGUCGCUUCCGAGCUGUCUGCACGGCAGGAGGAGAGUGAACAUUCUCAUAAACAUUUAAUUGAACUCCGCCGGGAAUUUAAGAAAAAUGUACCUGAGGAAAUCAGAGAGAUGGUGGCUCCUGUAUUAAAAAGCUUCCAAGCUGAGGUGGUGGCCCUUAGUAAGAGAAGUCAGGAGGCCGAGGCAGCUUUCCUGAGCGUUUACAAGCAAUUAAUUGAAGCACCAGACCCUGUGCCUGUGUUUGAGGCAGCGCGCGGCCUAGACGACAGACUGCAGCCCCCCAGCUUCGACCCCAGCGGGCAGCCGCGGCGAGACCUCCACACUUCGUGGAAGAGGCACCCCGAGCUCCUUGGCCCUAAAGAGCAGAGAGAGGGGACGUCUCCGGCCGGACCCACGCUGACCGAGGGGAGCCGCCUCCCAGGCAUUCCCGGCAAAGCCCUCCUGACAGAAACUUUGCUGCAGAGAAAUGAGGCAGAGAAACAAAAGGGCCUUCAAGAAGUACAAAUCACUUUGGCAGCCAGACUGGGGGAGGCAGAGGAAAAGAUCAAAGUCCUACAUUCAGCGUUAAAGGCCACACAGACAGAGCUGUUGGAACUGCGGCGGAAAUACGAUGAGGAGGCAGCAUCCAAGGCAGAUGAAGUCGGCCUGAUCAUGACCAACUUGGAGAAGGCUAAUCAGCGAGCUGAGGCUGCCCAGCGGGAGGUAGAAAGCCUUCGAGAACAACUCGCCUCAGUCAACAGCUCUAUCCGCCUGGCCUGCUGCUCCCCCCAGGGACCCAGUGGGGAUAAGGUGAACUUCGCGCUGUGCUCAGGCCCCCGGCUUGAGGCUGCCCUGGCCUCCAAGGAUCGGGAGAUCCUGCGGCUGCUGAAGGAUGUGCAGCACCUCCAGAAUUCUCUGCAGGAACUGGAGGAGACCUCUGCCAACCAGAUUGCGGACCUGGAGCGGCAGCUCACGGCCAAGUCCGAAGCCAUAGAGAAGCUGGAAGAGAAGCUCCAGGCACAGUCUGACUAUGAAGAAAUUAAAACAGAGCUGAGCAUCCUGAAAGCCAUGAAGCUGGCCUCUAGCACCUGCAGCCUCCCGCAGCCCAGCUUCUUGUCUCCUCAGGGCAUGUCCAAGCCCGAAGACUCGUUGCUCAUGGCAAAGGAGGCCUUCUUCCCCACGCAGAAAUUCCUUCUGGAAAAGCCUGGUCUUCUGACCAGCCCUGAGGAGGACCCUUCAGAGGAUGAUUCCAUCAAGGACUCCCUGGGCACAGAGCAGUCCUACCCAUCGCCUCCACAGCUCCCGCCACCGCCAGGGCCUGAAGACCCCCUGUCCCCCAGCCCUGGGCAGCCCCUGCUGGGCCCUGGCCUGGGCCCCGAUGGCCCAAGGACUUUCUCAUUGUCCCCCUUCCCCAGCCUGGCUUCUGGGGACAGGCUGGCAGGGGACACACUGCUGUCCAAACAUAUGAUGCCCCCGGCCACCUUCAAGGGGGAGGCGGGUGGCCUGCUGGUGUUCCCCCCAGCCUUCUAUGGCACCAAGCCGCCCACGGCCCCUGCCACCCCAGCUCCUGGCCCUGAGCCACCCGGGGCCCCCGAGCCUGUAGAUGGGGGUGGGGGCAGCACAGCUGGGGCAGGGGCCGGAACCGAGGAGGAGCAGCUCGACACGGCGGAGAUUGCAUUCCAGGUGAAGGAGCAGCUGCUCAAACACAACAUCGGGCAGCGGGUGUUUGGCCACUAUGUGCUGGGGCUGUCACAGGGCUCGGUCAGCGAGAUCCUGGCCCGGCCCAAGCCCUGGCGCAAGCUCACAGUGAAGGGCAAGGAGCCCUUCAUCAAGAUGAAGCAGUUCCUGUCGGAUGAGCAGAACGUGCUGGCUCUGAGGACCAUCCAGGUGCGGCAGCGAGGCAGUAUCACCCCAAGAAUCCGCACACCAGAGACAGGCUCAGAUGACGCCAUCAAGAGCAUCCUGGAACAGGCCAAGAAAGAGAUCGAGUCCCAGAAAGGGGGUGAGUCCAAGAACUCCACGGCCCCACUGGGCAUCACCAACGGCACAGCCCCCGCCAGCACCUCGGAAGAUGCCAUCAAGAACAUUCUGGAGCAAGCGCGCCGCGAGAUGCAGGCGCAGCAGCAGGCCCUGCUGGAGAUGGAGGCCGGCCCCCGGGGCCGCUCGGUGCCUCCCUCGCCCCCAGAGCGGCCCUCGCUGGCUACUGCGAGCCAGAAUGGGGCUCCGACCUAUGUCAAGCAGGAGGACAGCAGCGGCGGUGGUGGCGGCGGGGGAACCAGCAGCAGUGCCACACAGACCUCCCUCACGGUCUUGUCCCCUGCUGCCUUCGUGCAGAGCAUCAUCCGGAAGGUCAAGUCGGAGAUUGGCGACGCCGGCUACUUCGACCACCACUGGGCCUCGGACCGUGGCCUGCUCAGCCGCCCCUACACCUCUGUCUCACCCUCCCUCUCCUCCUCCUCCUCCGGCUACUCCGGACAGCCCAACGGGCGGGCCUGGCCCCGUGGGGACGAGGCCCCCACGGCCCCCGAGGACGAAGCGGCGGGGGGCGAGGAUGAGCCUCCCAGAGUGGGCGAGCUGAAGGCCGAAGGUGGCGUCCCCGAAGCGGGCAGCGGUGGGCGGCUGGCCUACUACCCAGCAUACGUGCCCCGCACACUGAAGCCUACCGUGCCGCCCCUGACCCCCGAGCAGUACGAGCUUUACAUGUACCGGGAGGUGGAUACACUGGAGCUGACGCGCCAGGUCAAGGAGAAGCUGGCCAAGAAUGGAAUCUGCCAGAGGAUCUUUGGGGAGAAGGUGCUGGGCCUGUCACAGGGCAGUGUGAGCGAUAUGCUGUCCCGGCCGAAGCCGUGGAGCAAGCUGACACAGAAGGGGCGAGAGCCCUUCAUCCGCAUGCAGCUGUGGCUCUCAGACCAGCUCGGCCAGGCCAUCAGCCAGCAGCCCAGCGCCUCUCAGGCCAGUCCCACGGAACCGAGGUCCUCGCCGUCCCCACCCCCUAGCCCCACGGAGCCGGAGAGGAGCUCCCAGGAGCCCUUGAGCCUGGCACUGGAGGGCAGCAAGGAGAACCAGCAGCCGGAGGGACGCUCCAGCUCCUCGCUGGGGGGGAAGGUGUACUCGGGCAGCCAGGCCACGGGGGGCAUCCAGGAGAUUGUGGCCAUGUCCCCCGAGCUGGACACAUACUCCAUCACCAAGAGAGUCAAAGAGGUCCUCACAGACAACAAUCUAGGGCAGCGGCUGUUUGGGGAGAGCAUCCUGGGACUGACGCAGGGCUCCGUGUCUGACCUGCUGUCCCGGCCCAAACCCUGGCACAAGCUGAGCCUGAAGGGACGGGAGCCCUUUGUGCGCAUGCAGCUGUGGCUCAGUGACCCCCAUAAUGUGGAGAAGCUGAGGGACAUGAAGAAGCUGGAGAAGAAAGCCUACCUCAAGCGCAGGUACGGCCUCAUCAGCACCGGCUCGGACGGCGAGUCUCCAGCCACCCGCUCCGAGUGCCCCAGCCCCUGCCUGCAGCCCCAGGACCUGAGCCUCCUGCAAAUCAAGAAGCCCCGAGUGGUGCUGGCGCCCGAGGAGAAGGAGGCGCUGAAGAAGGCCUACCAGCUGGAGCCCUACCCCUCCCAGCAGACCAUCGAGCUCCUCUCCUUCCAGCUCAACCUCAAGACCAACACCGUCAUCAACUGGUUCCACAACUACAGGUCCCGGAUGCGCCGGGAGAUGUUGGUGGAGGGGACCCAAGACGAACCAGACCUCGACCCCAGUGGGGGUCCCGGCGUCCUGCCACCGGGCCACUCCCGCCCAGACCCCACCCCACAGAGCCCUGACUCUGAGGCUGAGGACCAGAAGCCUCCUGUGAAGGAGCUGGAGCCUCAGGAGGGCUCUGAGGCCCAGGACAAGGCCCACGUGAGGAUUAAGCAGGAACAGACUGAGGAGGACGCAGAGGAAGAGGCGGGAAACCAGCUCCGGGACCCAGGGGAGCCGGACGAAGGCCGAGGUUCCCCCAAAGAGGCGCAUCCCGACCAUCCGGAGAGUUAUAAAAUCAGGAUGCGGUCACAACUGUUGCGAAGUAUACACCGAAGUUGUGUCGUUUUUGCCACUAGAUGAGAUUAAAAGAAGACAAUUGUUCAAAGCCAUCACAAAACGCUCUAAGACUGACCAAAAUUUAGAUGACCCUUGAACUGCGGUCUUUUGCCACAUCUGUCUGUGAGACACAGCACUCUGCUGCUGCCCUUCCAGAAACCGUGCUGAAAAGACAAAGUCCAAAAGACUCUAAAUGAAAACCUCAAUGCCGUUGAGGAUGUGUUUCAUUCCGGUGGUCUGUUUUGCAACCUUGAUAACACAGAACGUCCCGUGCCGUUGUAAGUGUUGUAGAGAUGUGGGCUGUGGCCGGCCGUCCUACCCGAGACGCGACCUGGCACAAAACAAACUGCUUCUCCUCCCUCCAGUCCGAAGCCUGUGGGCCACGGAGGUCGGACACCCAGCCUGUCCAUCUGUAGACGAGAUGUGUUUCUGGAUCCUUUGGAAAGCUGGGCGUGGGGUCAGGUGAUUGGAGGGCAGCAUUUGAGCCAGAGUGACCCUGUUCCCCAACCUGAAUCGUGGCCACGGCACAGGAAGUUUCCCCACUGGCUUUCCAGAGCAGGACUGUGGCCGCCAUCUCUCCCUCCCUGUGUUUUAAGAAAAUAAUAGCGAUGGUCGUCCCACGAGCACCCAGCACCAAAAAGUAGAUUCAUCUAUCUAGAGACCCCAGCCCUCCUUCUUGCCAUCUUCUCUCUCAAGUUGACCCAGGUGCUGUUUCUGGAAGGCAUCUGCAACUCCCAAGUCCAGAACAAAGCGAGAAGGUUGAGUUCAUGGCAUGGCCACCAUACCCCAGCCUCUAAGUCUACCCUCCUGCCUCCCAGCGCACGACCUUUUGGGGAGCAAAGACUCCAUCCCCCCAACUCAGAGAAGCCCUUCCUCUAGCAUCUUUGUCGUCAGGGUCUCUGGCAGGAGAGUUCCCAGUUUGGAUGGAACCGCCACCAUGUUGGUUUUUGACUCUCUCCCUCUCUCUCUCUCUCUCUCUGUCUCUCUCCCGUUUUUAUUUCUUUUCCUUUUUCAAACUCUCUGUGGGAAGGCUGAGUUGGUUGACUCCCCCGCUGAAUCCAGAAUGACGAUGAAAAGGUGGCCAUAAUCGGUACCAAUCCAAUGCCAGGGGGAGACGGCUGGUGGGUCUCAAGGAUGCAGCAAGCAUUUCGAAACGAGGCCAGUAAAACCCAGUGAUCAGAAGGGGACAAUUGAGGGCUGUUCCAGAAAUCUCAACUCUCAUGCACCCAGCCCAGGCUGCAGUCUCCACACCAAUCAGUGAAUAACAACGCAAACCCUGCAGGAAAACGUCCUUUUCCAUACACCCAGGCUAUGCAUUGAAGAGUUUUCCACUGUAUACAUUUUUAUCCAGAGGAAGGUAUUUUUAUAUUUUGACAAUAGGAAACAGUGACCAAUUUUCAGAGUAAUCAAAUCUGGAACAAACGAAACGUCUCCUUUUAGCCACCCACCGCCGCCCUGUCACAAGACAACCGUGAGGGAAACACACCGCUUUCUACUGUCGAAACCCAUCCAACAUUGAAACCCAGGCUCACCCGUAGACUACAGAUCUUAGAGGACUAAAUCUGGCUUUUGUGUGACGGGAUUUGAUUAAGCACUUAGGAUAGUCUUUUGAACACAGAAAUCCUGUUGUACUUAAAGCUAGCAGACCCAUGAACAACUUUGUCAGGUUCACGUCCUAUAACGGUAAAAACAAAACAAAAACCCACAAAACCGUUUCUAUGAGAGAUUGAUGAACUUUGUUUAAAAUUUUAAAAACACGUUCUGUAAACGCGUCGCUCAAUACAGAAUUGUAUAAUAAUG
This is a messenger RNA of Neofelis nebulosa (Clouded leopard), 6179 nucleotides long. RefSeq names its product cut like homeobox 2 (gene CUX2). The transcript is spliced from 23 exons. Lineage: Eukaryota; Metazoa; Chordata; Mammalia; Carnivora; Felidae. Gene Ontology annotation, biological process: regulation of DNA-templated transcription. Bases 258 to 4403 code for a protein of 1381 amino acids. Gene Ontology annotation, molecular function: DNA binding; DNA-binding transcription factor activity, RNA polymerase II-specific. The record is from RefSeq and is a predicted model, not a curated record.